This is a messenger RNA of Salmo salar (Atlantic salmon), 3550 nucleotides long. Its product is annotated as tubulin polymerization-promoting protein. Lineage: Eukaryota; Metazoa; Chordata; Actinopteri; Salmoniformes; Salmonidae. Gene Ontology annotation, molecular function: tubulin binding. Gene Ontology annotation, cellular component: microtubule. The record is from RefSeq and is a predicted model, not a curated record. Gene Ontology annotation, biological process: microtubule bundle formation; microtubule polymerization; positive regulation of protein polymerization.
UGGAGAGAGAGGCUGUGUCCCAAACGGCACCCUGUUCUGUAUAGUGCAUGACUUUUGGGACGUAGCCAGAGAAAGACUGUUGUAAAACAAGCCCUUAACAGGAGAGGGGCUCGGCUAUAGCCAGCCUUUAAAAAGGAAGGCAGUCAGGUUUUAUCAGUUGGGGUGAAGAAAUGAGAAACAGGAGCACAAAGAAACUAAGAGAGUCACCUAGUCCAAGCAGUGUAGAGGGGGAGAUCACCUACUGCAGCGCCAUGGCUGACCCAAAGCUGGCUGACCCAAAGCUGGCUGACCCAAAGCUGGCUGAACUAAGAGACAGCAUGGCAGAUUUUACAGUUCAGACGGCCAAGCACUCCAACCCUCCAAUCUCCUCCACUCCCCUGCGUCCACCCAGCGAACAGCAGUCCAAGGACCGGGCCUCCAAAAGGCUUUCCUCCGAGUCCAACGGGACCAGCGAGGGUGGGGCAGGGUCGCGGACGCCCGUGGAGAUAACCGCACUGGAGGAGUCAUUCCGGCGCUUCGCCAUCCACGGCGACACGCGUGCCACAGGAAAGGACAUGCAUGGCAAGAACUGGUCCAAGCUGUGCAAGGACUGCGGCAUCAUCGACGGAAAAACUGUCACCCUCACGGACGUGGAUAUCGUCUUCACUAAAGUCAAGAAGAAAUCCUGUCGCACCAUCACGUUUGACGAGUUCAAGGCAGCGGUGGGAGAGCUGGCCAGCAAGAGAUUCAAGGAGAAAACGGGAGAGGAGGCGGAGGGGGAGGUCUUCAGGAUGAUUGAGGGGAAGAAACCGGUCAUUAAAGGAGUCACAAGAGCGGUGGCUUCUCCGACCGUGUCUCGUCUGACGGACACGACCAAGUUCACUGGGUCACACAAGGAGCGUUUUGACGAGAGUGGCCGUGGGAAGGGGAAGGCAGGUCGCGUGGACAUGGUGGACACAUCGGGGUACGUCGCAGGAUACAAACACCUCGGGUCGUACGAGAAGAAAGUCACCAAGCCCACCGGGCCCCCUGGAGCUGGGCCCCCUGGAGCUGGGCCCCCUAGAGCCGGGCCCCCUGGAGCCAAACCAGUGUGAGGAAAGUAGAAAGAAAGAAACAAACAGAAACAUAAGACCAACUACUAGGAUAAUAAUUUUAUAAAGAAAGAACUCCAUGAAAGCACAACAAAAAGAUAGGAUUUCAUAUUUUCUCACCCAUCUUGUUUUCUUUUGCGAGUGGGAUGUUUUGAGUUCCUCUCUUUUUUGUUAUGUGUGAGAACUGGAAAACUGUUUACAUCAAUUUUUACAGCUGGUACAUUCCUAACAGAUAGCAAGUUACUGCCAAAUGUUAAAAUGAGCCCACCAACCAACAAGGGAAACCAACUGUUUUGCUCUGUAUAUUUUGAAACCUCUUUAUUAUGAUAGGGCCUUCACAUAUGUAUUAUAAGCACUAUGAAUAACACCAUGCCAAGAAAAACAAAUAACAGGGAAGAAAGGGUUCGCCAAAUUAUUUAACAAGAUUGCACUUUGCUUUAGAUAGGCCAUAGCUUCUUUUCCCAUUUUUAGUUGAAGAAAUACAUCCUUAAUUUCAUACUUUUUAGUUAAUUGAAUGUUUAUUGGCAUAAACUGGUGAAGUAGAUAUACUGGUAGGUUGUUAUAUUGAUCAAACCAUCUUCAAUAUCAACGUUCUGUCUUUCCGCUGGUCAAUGAAGUCUGCUGUAUGAGUCUUCAUCUACUGACUGUCUGUCCUCCUUUAUACUUCAUCAUAGUUUACACAUAUUGACGACUACAUAGUUUGCCUUCAAUUGUUCUUAAAAUAACUAAACCUUCAACAGGAUAUGUAGAAGUUCUGUGUCUUCCUGUCUUUAGCUACGUAUAUCAUAUGAAUGAUGACAUUUUAUUUUUGUUCAUUCUACUGUCAGAUAUGAAGUUUGUUAUCUAUGAGUCUUAACUUCCCUUUCUUGUGAAUCUUGCUUUUAGAAACGUUCUGUGAAGUUAUAUCGGUACUGUACCUUAUGUAUUUACAACACAAGGAGAAGAACAAUGCUAGAAUGAUUUGAUAUCCUAAGGACACGUCUUGUGUGGUUCAUUCUGAAACCCUCAUCAAUUAUUUACACCCAACAUAUUAAAUAAGAUAAUAGGUAAAUGACCCUGAAAUGAUUAUCUGUAAUCAUUCAUCUAAAUCACACCCCGGUUUGAUAACGCUCCAUAGUUUGUUCACACUAUGUGGGCUGUAUUAGCUGGAGCUCUGAAACUAAGAGGUGAGCUGGGUUGUUCAGGUUUGUAUUUUUCAAUAUUUAACUGAUAUGAUAUUGCCAUCAGAUUUCUAUAGUUGUAAUAUAUUGGUGGUAAGAGUGUGUAUAUUUCUAAACAUGUGGCCGCAUGGCUUCAUUUAAGACACUGACUGCGUUUCUGUUUUUCUUGUCUUGCUGUAUCUUAUGCAUGAAGUAAUGGAAUGCUACUACUUUACCAUUAACAAUAGGAAACAGACAACAUAUUUCAGAUGUCUCAUUUUAACUGCUGUGUUAGUGACUCAGUUAUAGUGACUUGCUCUGCUGCUACGUUCUGUCAGAGUAGUCAGACCAAUGGAAUUAAAACUAAAACAACUUCACUUUGACAAGAGGACCAAGUUGUGGUUAAAUUGUGAGUGUACAGAGACCAUAGAGAUCCUGUAAAUUACUAUGUAUAGACUAAGAAUAUCAAAGGGGACGUUUGUGGCCAAGGAGUUGGCUGACAUUAUCAGGUAAUAUUAUCAUUGACCGUAGAAAAAUCUAUAGCUUGGUGGAACCAGCCUGAUCGCUGCUUUCACUAUGAAAUAGAAUGAUGAACCAGCCUGAUCGCCACGCGUUCACUAUGAAAUAGAACCAUGAAAUAGAAUGAUGAACCAGCCUGUUCGCUGCGUUCACUAUGAAAUAGAACCAUGAAAUAGAAUGAUGAACCAGCCUGAUCACUACGUUCACUAUGAAAUAGAACCAUGAAAUAGAAUGAUGAACCAGCCUGAUCGCUGCUUUCACUAUGAAAUAGAACCAUGAAAUAGAAUGAUGAACCAGCCUGUUCGCUGCGUUCACUAUGAAAUAGAACCAUGAAAUGGAAUGAUGAACCAGCCUGAUCACUACGUUCACUAUGAAAUAGAAUGAUGAACCAGCCUGAUCACUACGUUCACUAUGAAAUAGAACCAUGAAAUAGAAUGAUGAACCAGCCUGAUCGCUGCGUUCACUAUGAAAUAGAACCAUGAAAUAGAAUGAUGAACCAGCCUGAUCACUACGUUCACUAUGAAAUAGAAUGAUGAACCAGCCUGAUCACUACGUUCACUAUGAAAUAGAACCAUGAAAUAGAAUGAUGAACCAGCCUGAUCACUACGUUCACUAUGAAAUAGAAUGAUGAACCAGCCUGAUCACUACGUUCACUAUGAAAUAGAACCAUGAAAUAGAAUGAUGAACCAGCCUGAUCUCUGCGUUCACUAUGAAAUAGAACCAUGAAAUAGAAUGAUGAACCAGCCUGAUCACUACGUUCACUAUGAAAUAGAAUGAUGAACCAGCCUGAUCACUACGUUCACUAUGAAAUAGAAUGAUGAA